AUGUCCUGCAUCACUGACAAAUACGAAGGGAGCCUAGAAAAUCGUUGUCGCUUCGCACUAGAAGUAAAUGAAGUAGUUGUGGAUGAGAUGGGAGCAGAUAUAUUGGAGAUUAGUCUCUCUCCUUUCUCAAAUUAUAUGGAAUCGGGUUAUUCAAAUCCCACUGCUUUGGGAGUUUACAUGGAUGAAUCCUUGAACAAGUAUGGAAUUCUCUACUGCCACAUGGUCGAGCCAAGGAUGAUAAUUGUAGAAAAGAAGUGUCAUACACUCCAUAGUCUUAUACCAAUGAGAAAAUCUUUCACGGGAACAUUCAUGGUUGGUGGAGGUUAUGACAGAGAAGAUGGUAAUAAAGCUAUUUUCAGCAAUUCAGCAGAUCUUUUUGUGUUCGGUAGGUUAUUCUUAUCAAACCCGAACUUGCCAAAGAGAUUUGAUAUUAAUGCUCCUCUUACUAAGUACAACAGAGAAACAUUCUAG
Molecule: messenger RNA, 471 nt
Organism: Papaver somniferum (opium poppy)
Lineage: Eukaryota; Viridiplantae; Streptophyta; Magnoliopsida; Ranunculales; Papaveraceae
Product: 12-oxophytodienoate reductase 1-like
Exons: 1
Coding region: 1-471 (156 amino acids)
Molecular function (GO): oxidoreductase activity; FMN binding
Source: RefSeq, a predicted model, not a curated record